GAGAGAGAGAGAGAGAGAGAGAGCAGCAGACGUCCCUAGAAACAGUAAAAAAGUAGAAGCAUGUAAUAUUUAUGGAUCCAGGAGUUGUGCGGGUGCCUUGGGUAAACGAAGUCGAUUGACGCGCGCGUUAAACCAGCCGCAUGUGAUUUCCAGCUUCAGUCAUUUUGGCAGCACGAUGCGAGAGGGAGACAGACACGGAGCUGUGAAACUGGACCCACUGCCAGAGAUGUCGACGGAAAGGAAUCCCUGAAACCGCCGCUGCCCAGGAAAUAUGGACAAAUGUUGUUUUCUGUUUGAGUGCGGGCUGUUUUUCUCUCGGUUUUUGCACAUCGCUACAGAGUAUAGUGGACCAGGAUGCCGUGUGGGCGAUGCUGUCACAAGGGAUACAUUGUGAUUUCGCAGAGAUGUUUUAGCAACCGUUGCAUAAAUUAAAAUAAGAAAAGCCUGUCACAUGAGGGAUUGGAGUCCAAAGGGAUCUAAUAAGACAUUACCACCUGUUACUAGAAAAUCAGCACGGCCACCCAUCAGGGACUGCCAGGAGUGAAAACUCACCACGCGAUAGCCUCAUUGUGCUCUUCAGCACCAGCUCUUCAACACCCACAGCCGACCAGGAGAGGUGACAGCUCUGCUCUCCAACAACCCAAGUCGGACAGCCAUGAUCCGGGGUGGCCCUCUGCUUCGGCUCAGAUCAGGGAUCAGCUCACCGCUUGAUGGCUAGAUUUCACCGUACAAAGCGCUGGGGGUCUUUCUACUGAGUAUCCCUCACUGCGUAGUAGCACAUGGAUUUCAAGACUUCAAAUGAAGAGACAAAGACUGGGAUUUAUUUGAUGCAAGAAGGUAAUGAGGAGCCGUUCAAUAUUCGACUGCACUUAGCCAAAGAUAUUCUGACCAUUCAAGAACAAGACGUCAUCUGUGUGUCGGGAGAGCCUUUUUAUUCAAGUGAGAGGACUGUAACGAUCAGGAGGCAGACAAUUGGAGGGUUUGGCCUGAGCAUCAAGGGUGGAGCAGAGCAUAAAAUCCCGGUUGUGAUAUCAAAAAUAUCAAAAGAACAAAAAGCUGAACUCUCUGGGCUGCUUUUCAUCGGAGACGCCAUCCUUCAGAUAAAUGGAAUAAACGUUAGAAGUUAUCGCCAUGAGGAAGUGGUCCAGGUUUUGAGAAACGCUGGUGAAGAAGUGACUCUUACCGUCUCUUUCCUUAAGAAGACUCCAGCCUUUUUGAAACUACCCCUGUGCGAAGAUUGCACAUGCAUCCCCAGCGACCAGAGUAGUGGGACUUCCUCUCCUCUGUGCGAUAGCGGCCUGCACUUAAACUACCAUCCUAACAACACGGACACACUGUCCUGCUCGUCCUGGCCCACGUCCUCCGGGCUCCGUUGGGAGAAGAGAUGGGUGGACCUGCGCCUUAUACCACUGCUUCACUCACACCUGUCGCAGUAUAACCCGGGCUCUGACGUCUGCAGGAACAAUGCUUUCCAGGUCAUAGCUGUGGACGGAGUUUGCAGCGGAGUUGUACAGUUCUCCACAGCUGACGACUGCUUAGACUGGCUUCAGGCAAUAGCGAGCAACAUUUCCAGUCUCACCAAGCACAAUGUGAAGAAGAUUAACCGAAAUUUUCCAGUUAACCAGCAGAUUAUCUACAUGGGCUGGGUCGACGAGAAGGAGCAGGACUCCAUCCAGGACCGAAUGUAUUCACCAAAGUUUCUCGCUUUGAGGGGUUCCUCACUCUUCAAGUUUUCGGCACCUCCUGUGACAACAUGGGACUGGACCAGAGCAGAGAAAAGCUUUACUGUGUAUGAGAUAAUGUGCAAGAUUUUAAAGGAUAAUGACCUUCUGGACAAGAGGAGGUACUGCUUCAGCGUCCAGACGGAGACCGGGGAGGACAUGUUCUUCAGCGUGGAACUGGACUGCGAGCUGCUCAUCUGGGAAAAGGCAUUUCAGAUGGCCACUUUCCUGGAGGUGGAGAGGAUACAGUGUAAAACGUAUGCCUGUAUCAUGGAGAGCCACCUUAUGGGACUUACAGUUGACUUCAGCAUGGGCUUCGUGUGCUUUGAUGCGGCUUCAAAGGCGGUCCUGUGGAGAUACAAGUUCUCUCAACUAAAAGGAUCAUCAGAUGACGGGAAAAGCAAGAUUAAGUUUCUAUUCCAAAAUCAAGAAUCCAAAUCUAUUGAAGCGAAGGAGCUGGAGUUCUCAAACCUCUUCGCCGUGCUUCAUUGUAUUCACGCUUUUUUUGCGGCCAAAGUCGCUUGCCUGGACCCGAUGUUUGUGGAGAGCCAAGGCAGCGCGACUACCACUGGGUUUCCUUCUCUUUCCAGUAUCUCAUGUAAUUCACAGACCCCUAAACUUAAAUACGCCACCUGACAGGCGCUGCUCUCCCCAGACCCCUUCUGAGAGGAUGCUGCACUUAAGUCGUGACCGGUGGCCUAAAAAGGGGCGGAGAGGAGAACUGAAAGAUUAUCCACUAAUGACAUCAUGGAGGACUGCUGUAUACAGUUAAAAGACCUCUUUGAGAGGGAUAUACUUGAUAUCUUGGAAGACGUUUCUGGACCUAUGAACCUCUACUUCACAAAAAGAGUCUGUGGACACAGAAUGAAAAUGUUUUUCAGUGAAAUUGUCCUUCUCUUGAGCCUCAGACAUCCUUAUGAGCAUCACAUCACAAAGAAAGAUGCAGUUCUUUUCCCAAGGUAGUCUGCCUUUCUAUGUCAAUUUAUUAGAGAUUUGAAGAGUUCAAACAAAUCAGAUUUGAGCAUUUCUGUUCCAGACGUCACUUGACCUUCUGUGAGGAUUUGUCUGGACACUUUCUAUGUUUCCUUUUCUUUGUCUGUUCUUGAGGUGACAACUUUUCCCUUUAUACUUGAAUUAGCAGUGCCAUUGAAUAUCCACUGGAGUGUAAUUAGAGUUCAACUAAAAGCUAAAUGGCAACAUAAAUCUGAUUCUGAAUCUGAAUUUUGAAUAAAUUUAAUUACACCGAAGUUUGCUAGCAGCUUCGGCUGGAUAAAAUUAACUCUUUAAAUGUAUUUGUGUACGAAUAAACUGAGUAACCUCAUUUAUUUUUCUCUGUAUAUGACGUAUACCCACAGGUUGAGGUCAGAAUAUAUCUAUUUCCUGGAUUACUGGAUAGAAAUGCUGUAUGAAGGUGUAGUUUUUGUUGUAUGGAUUAAAAAGAGACACUUUGAUAAUCACCAACCACACAACUAUAAUCUGACCCUAAACAAGAUUAGAAAACAACUUCCUUGAUGUUUAUAGCCUUUUCUCCCAAAACUUGAUUAUGUAAAUAAACACUGACAUUUAAAUGAACUCAAAGAAUUAUGAAUUAUGCCGAUUACUUGAGGGAUUACUUGUACGGAUUAUGGCAUUUGUUAAUUUGAUGAGCACCAGAGACGAUCAGAUAGAUGAUAAUCAUAACUUUGGGGCUCUCGUCAUCCUCUUCUCUAUGGACCAAUUCACAAGAAUACAAUCAGCAAUGGAGUAUUUUUUAUAUUCUAUCAAUUGUUUUGACUUCACCAUGGAAAUAUGCUAACUUCUCAUUGACAAAGAUAAAAAACACACCAUGAAGGGAAACAGAAAUAUGUAGCAUCAUGGCCUCUAAAGCAUUCAGAUGCCCCUUUAAACUUCACUCUGUAUUAAACAGUUUAUAAAUGCAACAGAGUGACAACUAAACUAUUAUAUUCAAAACGAGAUCAGGUCAAUUAGCGCAAUUAGUCAUGCUCCUGCAUUCCAUUUUACAAAGUAGACUCCAAACAGAAGAGGCCCAUUGGUAAGUAAACUCUAGAGGAUAGCAAAUUAAAUGGGGUCAGUAAAGUGCUCCAUUCUGUGCGGGCUUGUUAAGCUGACAUGAGAGUCUGAGGGAGACUAAUGGUGGUGCAGUCUAUGCAAAGAAAGUCUGAGUGAUGCUUUUGUGCUUUAAAAUGAACUCAGUUGUAUACCCUUAUAACACAGGAUCUAGAGAGUGAGGUUUGUUUUAUUUUUUGCAGAUGUUUUAUUAACAAAUAUGCUGUAUGAUAAAUUAAUAAAUAAGAACUUUUAUAACAUG
Molecule: messenger RNA, 4029 nt
Organism: Cottoperca gobio
Lineage: Eukaryota; Metazoa; Chordata; Actinopteri; Perciformes; Bovichtidae
Gene: sntg1
Product: syntrophin, gamma 1
Cellular component (GO): dystrophin-associated glycoprotein complex; intracellular anatomical structure
Molecular function (GO): protein binding; structural molecule activity
Source: RefSeq, a predicted model, not a curated record